This is a messenger RNA of Paramecium pentaurelia, 890 nucleotides long. The record is from the annotation of a GenBank genome assembly. NCBI's taxonomy places the organism in Eukaryota, Ciliophora, Oligohymenophorea, Peniculida, Parameciidae.
AUGGACUAAUAAAUUGCACUUUAUCUGAAAAUGAUCUCCUAUUAUGAACAGAAACUCUAAACUAUCAAACAAACUCUAUACUCUAAUAAUAUUGACAAUAUAGAUAGAUCUUUUGUGUUAUUGUCUAACAAUGAAGAUUCUAUUACGAAAAAUACUUUGUUAAACUUUUUCGUUUAGAAUCUCUAUCCUAUCAAUUAUAAGGAUAUUAUAGAAUUUAUAUGGUUUAUAGGUGAUAAAGAUAGAUUUACUAUCAGUAAACAAUAAUUUAAUGUAAUUGUUAAACUUUUAAAAAUCAUAGAAUUACUUAACGAAACUUUUACUUCAUAAAUCAAAUACUAUCAUUGACCAUACAAACAAUGAUCUAUAAGUAUAGCUUCUAAAAUUACUUGUUCAAUAAAUCAGAGUGAUUAAAUAAAUUAAGGAUAGCUAAUUAUAAAUAAUUAACAAUGAUGAAUUCAAUAUGUUUAAAGUAAUCUAAUAUAUCCUAUUUAUAGAUCUUUUAAAAUCUAAGUGAACAUAAUGAUAUAAUAAACUGUACAACUCUUCUAAAUUAUAUGAAAAACAAAAAAAUUUAAUUUAACAAUUUCGAUUAUGAUUUACUCACUUUUGCUAUAUUUGGAAAGAAAUGCAAUAUUACCCUAGAUCAAUUUAAGGAUAGUUCAUUAUUUUCAAAUAACAUUUCAAAUAAAUAAUAUAUUAAAUCAAGAGAAAUACCAGAAGAAAAAUAGAUGACUCAUUCUUAUAUCAUUAAUCUAAGCAAAUCUAUAAUACAACAAUAAUAAUUAAUGCCUAUAAGUGAAGCAAAUAGUAUUGUUGAAUUUAAAGCUUCGGAAUGUAAACCUAAAACUAAAAGAUAUUAAGAAUAAACUAAUGUACCUAGACCAUAUUGA